CAUUUAAUUCCUUAAAGUGAGAUCAUGCUUCGUUUAUACUCGUUCUUCUCAUAAUUUUGUAUUGUAUUCGAUAAGGAAAUUAUAUGAAACAGUCUUGAUAAUAUUUUGAAGUUCAUCUAAACAUGGAAGGGUUCGUUGACAUGAGCAAAUUGUAAUUGUUGCUUCGUCUAUUGUUAUCAAGGAAAAAAUUGAAUUAUAACAAAUUAUUCAGAAUAUAUUUAUAAAUUAAUUGAAACUCGUUCUACAUAUAAUUAAAUAGGAUAAAAGUAUCUUUCCACGAAACUUGGAGCUGCUGUUAUCCUAAUCAGCAAACAUAACCUAUACACAGAUCAUUUAAAGAGAGAAAAUGCCUUUAAAAAAAGACUUGCGACUUCUGUUGAAGCCCUAUUAUUUUAUAAACAUUUUACUCAGUCUCUCAUAUAUUGUCUCCAAACGUGUUCCAUUUGUAUGUAACUAUGUAUUUGCACAAGCUGAGUGCGAACUUGAUGGGAGAGAGACAGAGAUUCUGUUUUUUCUUAUGAUAGUCAUAAUGAUAAGAACAAGGAAGACUGGAAGUGUAACUAUGAUAAGCUACUUAUCAUCCAGCUUUGUAUAUACUAAAGUUGCCAAUCUGAUUCUUUGGUUUUACGCAGAUAUACGUAUGGGAAUAAUAUUUGCUAUUGUAUUCAUCUUAUGCGGUCUAGUAUUUCCUGAACCAACAUACCAAGGUCCAGAGAAAGUAACGUAUUUACGAGGUGCAAACGGAUUGCAGGAGGAAUUGCACCGUGACACGAGAAUCGUUUGGUUAGUUGCGUUUUACACAGCAUGGAACCCAGCUUGCGUCAACUUUGCACCUAUAUUCUCCGAGCUUUCGGCAGAAUACGCUUUGGAAAAUUUGAAAUUCGGAAAAGUAGAUAUAGGGAGGUAUCCAGAUGCUGCAGUGAAGUACCACAUAAGCGAUGCUAGCACUAGCAAACAGCUUCCCACCUUAAUUUUAUUUAAGGAAGGGAAAGAAGUACAAAGACGUCCAUACGCAGAUCAUAAGGGCAAACUAGUUAAAUUUCUUUUUUCAUUGUUGCUUUUUUAGGAUAAUAUAAAGGCAGCUUUCGAUCUGAACAAUGUGUACAGAGAUUGCAAAAAAAAUCCGAUUAAAAGAAGAGAGAAGAAAGCAGUAAAAGCAGAAUGACCUAAUUAACAUUUCCAAACUUUGUUGAAUUACUGAUGUCAUAGCACUGCCAACGAUUUCAAAUGAAAAUUACUUCUACUGUGUAGAAUAAUGGACGUUUAGUAUCACGCGCAAAUUUUCAUUUAUAGCAAAACUGCAAAAGAUUUGUAAAUAUUCAUUAUACUUUCUAUCAUUGUAUGCAUUUUAUGCACCACUGUGUUCUAUUAGUGGAUAUCGGAUAUUAAUGUAGAUUUAAGAUAGUAAUUUAUUAAAAGCGAGUAGUUGUUAUUACAAUCAUUGAAAUGGAAUGAUACAUAAAGUGCCACGUGUAUGAAUUCAUGAAAAACCAAAACAGAGCUUCUAGUUGAUCUAGUUAAUCUAGUUAAUCUAGAUCGUAUGCGACAUUGCAGUUUCAUUGAAUAAACUGUUGUUGAAAUAUA
This is a messenger RNA of Bombus pyrosoma, 1584 nucleotides long. RefSeq names its product thioredoxin-related transmembrane protein 2 homolog. Bases 347 to 1066 code for a protein of 239 amino acids. The record is from RefSeq and is a predicted model, not a curated record. Gene Ontology annotation, molecular function: disulfide oxidoreductase activity. Gene Ontology annotation, cellular component: membrane-bounded organelle. The transcript has 5 exons. Lineage: Eukaryota; Metazoa; Arthropoda; Insecta; Hymenoptera; Apidae.